AUGCCGAAAGGGGUAAAUCAGGCCCUUUUCCCUUUCAUCAAAGUCCACCCGCAAUGGCUUGCUGAGACCUUUGAAGGCCACGAUACAGCAGAUGAUGAGUUGUCAGGCAGUAUUAACAUUAAUGAUGAUAUCCAUCAACCAUCUCUUCUUAACUUCCCAUUAAGUUUGGAACCUCUGGAACCAUAUGUUGGAAUGGAAUUUGAAUCUGCUGAGGAUGCCAGGGAAUUUUAUGAGCUAUAUGGAAGGCGCAUGGGUUUCACUAUACGAAAUAACCGCACUCGCCGUUCCCUGAAAGAUAAUUCAAUAAUUGGUCGGGAGUUUGUCUGUUCAAAAGAAGGUUUUCGAUCCCAAAAGCAUGUGAACAACAGAGGUCUUCCGUCACAACCAGCAACUAGAGAGGGAUGCAAUGCAAUGCUGAGAAUAGCUGCUAAGGAAGGAGGGAAGUGGGUAAUAUAUGCCUUUGUAAAAGAGCAUAAUCAUGAGCUUAAUCCAAGCAAAAUACCAUCAAGACGAUCCCACAGAAUUGCAUUAUGUGAGAAAAAGAUAUCUGCAGCUUAUCAAGAAAAAUUGCAGACGAUAUUGAGAUAUAUUGAGGAACACACUCAACGUUUAUCAAUCAAUGUAGCAGCAGUGUUUAGCAAUGUUAGAGAGCUUGAAGCCGAAGAACUAGAUGACUUGGAUUCAUAUGAAUAG
Messenger RNA from Lycium ferocissimum, 693 nucleotides. RefSeq names its product protein FAR1-RELATED SEQUENCE 5-like. The record is from RefSeq and is a predicted model, not a curated record. The coding region runs from base 1 to 693 and encodes 230 amino acids. The transcript is spliced from 3 exons. NCBI's taxonomy places the organism in Eukaryota, Viridiplantae, Streptophyta, Magnoliopsida, Solanales, Solanaceae.